AUGAUGGAGGAGUACAUGGAUUUCAGACCAGUGAAGUACACGGAGCACAAGACAGUUAUCAGAAAGUACACUAAAAAGCAGCCUGCGGAGAAGAAGAAGAAGAAGAUGAGUGAUCGUGACUCGGCGAGGUUGGUUCGUGUGUGUGUGAUGGAUCAAGACGCCACUGAUUCAUCAAGCGACGAGGACGAGUUUCUGUUCCCUCGAAGACGGGUCAAGAGAUUGAUCAACGAGAUCAGAGUCGAGCCUAGCUCCUCGGAAGAAGUCGCGGCGGCUCCGACGAAGGUAACCGUUGAUCCUCCUCCUCAAAAGGUCUCUGUCUCUGUUUCCGGCGACGGCCAAAACGAGAGAAAGUUUCGCGGCGUGAGACGGAGACCAUGGGGCAAAUACGCGGCGGAGAUUCGUGAUCCGGAGCAACGCCGGAGGAUCUGGCUCGGUACUUUUUCUACGGCGGAGGAAGCUGCCGUCGUCUACGACAACGCAGCAAUCAGACUUCGCGGACCCGAUGCUCUCACCAACUUCACCGUACAAGCCGAACCGGAACCGGAAGCAGAACCAGAACCGGAACCAGAGAGCAACUUAUCGGUUUCGACAUCAGAAUCAAUGGACGACGACUCUCAUCAUCUAUCAUCGCCAACAUCGGUUCUCAACUAUCAAAUGAUUCAAAUCUCUGAACCAAUCGAUGAACCGGUUAAGCCGGUCAAACAAGAGUUCAUUGAACCGGAACCAUUAAGCUGGCACCUUGGAGAAGGUAAUGAUGAUAAUGCUGAUGAUUCAUUUCCUUUGGACAUUCCAUUUCUAGACAACUAUUUCAAUGAAUCAUUACCGGACAUCUCCAUCUUCGAUCAACAAAUGUCUCCUAUUCAGUCUCCGGAGAAUGAUUUCUUUAACGAUCUUCUAGUAUUCGAUAACACCAACAUAGGAGGAGAAAACUACUCUUCCGAUAUGCAAGAGAUUGGCUCAAUGUUCAACGAUUUCGAUGAUUCUUUGAUGUCGGAUCUUUUAGUUUAG
Microthlaspi erraticum is the source of this 1008-nucleotide messenger RNA. The record is from the annotation of a GenBank genome assembly. NCBI's taxonomy places the organism in Eukaryota, Viridiplantae, Streptophyta, Magnoliopsida, Brassicales, Brassicaceae.